Morus notabilis is the source of this 4471-nucleotide messenger RNA. Its product is annotated as phosphatidylinositol 4-kinase beta 1. The coding region runs from base 477 to 3782 and encodes 1101 amino acids. Gene Ontology annotation, cellular component: membrane; cytoplasm. Lineage: Eukaryota; Viridiplantae; Streptophyta; Magnoliopsida; Rosales; Moraceae. The transcript has 17 exons. Gene Ontology annotation, biological process: phosphatidylinositol phosphate biosynthetic process; phosphatidylinositol-mediated signaling. Gene Ontology annotation, molecular function: 1-phosphatidylinositol 4-kinase activity. The record is from RefSeq and is a predicted model, not a curated record.
CAACAACGACAACAAGAAGCAACAAGGAAACGACGACCACCACCAUCGCCAGUCGAAACACCUGAAAGCUGAACAACAACUUGAAGAAGAAGAAGAAGAUCCUCCAUUUGUGCAUUUCUAUAUGUAUCUAUAUAUCUAUAUAUACACAUGUAUAUACAUAAAUAUACCUGGAAUCUGAUUCGCUCUCUAUGGAAACGAUUCCCUCCGCUGUUGCCGUGGAACUCGAUUAGGGGGAGCUCUACUGUUUAAAUUACAUUGGACCUGAUUACUGAGAAGCUGAAAAGUUUGUAUCUUUGGAAAUUAGGGUUUUCGCUUAAAGGUUUUGGGGAUUCCUGGGGUUUUUGUAGCGGAGGAAUUGUGCUUCUGAUUGUUUGUUUGGUUGGAGCUGCUGUGGUGUUUUGAUUGCGAGAAAAUUAGGGCUUUUUUGGCCCCUUAAUCUCAUCGGUUAGUGUAGGGUUUAGGAUGAUAGAUCGAGAAUGGUGCGGCUUCUGGGACUGACUCGCGGAGAGACUUACGAGUCGCCUCGGGAGAUCACCUCCUCGCGGGCCAAUUCAUCUAGCGAUUCCGGUGACAAUGGUUGGCUCAUUCGGUUUUUCGAUUCGGCAUUCUUCUGCGAGUGGAUCGCUGUUAGCUAUCUUUACAAGCACGAGCACUCGGGGGUACGAGAUUACCUCUGCAAUCGAAUGUACACUCUUCCCUUGUCGGGGAUUGAGAGCUAUUUGUUUCAGAUAUGUUACAUGAUGGUUCACAAGCCGAGCCCAUCUUUGGAUAAAUUUGUGAUUGACAUUUGCUCAAAAUCGCUUAAGAUAGCUUUGAAGGUGCAUUGGUUCUUGUUGGCGGAGUUGGAGGACUCCGAUGACAAUGAAGGGAUUAGUAGGAUUCAAGAGAAGUGUCAGAUUGCAGCCACUUUGAUGGGUGAGUGGCCGCCGUUGAUACGGCCCCAAAGUGAGUCAUCUAGCCCUGGAAGCAAGAGCCAGGUUUUGAAUAGGAUAUUGUCUUCAAAGCAGAGGUUGUUGUCGCUGACAACGUCACCACCUGCUCAGAAGUCUCUAUCCUUCUCGCCUUCUAGUGGGGGUGUUGCACAAGAGGAGGGUGGUCCAAUGUCGCCAGAUGAGAACAAGAUAUUUAAGAGAUUUAUUCCGAGUCCAAAGGUUCGAGAUGCAUUGCUCUUUCGAAAGUCUGGGGAGAAAGAUGAUGAGGACUCUGAGAAGGAUGGAUUCUUCAAAAGGCUUUUGAGAGAUAGUAAAGGUGAGGAUGAGGGGGGUUCAAAGAUUCGGGAGCUCUUUAGGAAGUCGUCCGAGAAGGAAGAGGAUGACUCUGAAAAGGAUGGAUUCUUUAGGAGACUUUUGAGGGAUAGUAGGGGUGAUGAUGAGGAGUUAACGACAAGUUCUGAAGGUUUCUUUAAGAGGUUGUUUCGUGAUAGCAAGAGUGAUACUGAGGACAAAUCAACGUCUAAAUCAGUGGAAGAGGAGGAAAAAGAAGGGUUCUUCAAGAAGCUUUUCAAAGAUAAAUUUGAUGACAAAAAGCAUGUGACUGGUAGGUACGAAGAUGAAGAAGUGGUUCACUUAGAAGAAAAAAGCUCAAAAUCUACUGAGGAUGAAGAAAAGGAAGGCUUCUUCCGCAAAUUCUUUAGGGAUAAGUUUGAGGACAGGAGAGAUGGUAAUGAUAAGGCCGAUGAAGGAAGUGCCAAUGGGGAGGAGGAAGAUCCUUCUGACUUUUCAUUGUUUCGGAAACUGUUUAGAGUGCAUCCAGAGGAAGCUAAAAACAAUGCGGCAAAUGAAAACAAUAGUGGGGGCCUGUUUGAGAGUAGUCCAGGAACUGAGAAUUUUUUCCGCAAAUUGUUUCGAGAUCGUGACCGGUCUGUUGAAGAUUCUGAGCUAUUUGGUUUAAAGCAUAAAGAGAAGCGUCCUGGUUCGCCUAGGCAACGGGAUGAGAAGUCAUAUGUGAAACCGCCGCUUCCAAGUAAUACUGCAUCCCAGUUCCGCAAAGGAGCUUACCAUGAGUCGUUGGACUUUGUGCUGUCAUUAUGUGAGACAUCAUAUGGCUUGGUGGAUAUAUUUCCAAUUGAAGAUCGCAAGAGUGCUCUUCGUGAGUCGCUUGCAGAGAUCAAUCAACAUCUAUCUGAGGCCCAAAAAAGUGGAGGAAUUGGCUUUCCAAUGGGAAAGGGAAUGUACCGUGUGGUUCAUAUACCUGAGGAUGAAGCUGUGCUUUUGAAUUCUAGGGAGAAAGCACCUUACCUAAUCUGUGUGGAGGUCUUGAAAAGCGAAACACCUAGCAACCCAAGGGACUCAUCCAGUCCUCAAAAGCUUUCGAGAGGAGGAAUUCCCUUAGCAAAUGGAGAUGCACUACUUCCAAAGCCACCUCCUUGGGCAUAUCCACUAUGGACUGUUCAAGAGGUGUACCGCAAUAGUAAUGAUAGAAUGUCGAGUUCUACUGCUUUGGCAAUUGAUCAGGCUAUGACUCAUAUGUCUGAGGCAAGAGUCAAAUUUGUAAAUGUGAAACUUUCUGUGGAAAAGCAAUAUCACAGCCAUUCAGAGGAUAUUGAAAUAUCUGAUUCACAGUCAGCUAUUGAUUCCACCGGUACUAAGUCCUUUCAUAGUGUAUCUAAGAGCUGUCAAAGUGGUGAGAAUAGAGCACAUCCGUCAAAACCAGCACAUGGUUGUGACUUGAAGUGGGUAAGGGUAGUGCUGACAGCAGACCCCGGUGUUAGAAUGGAAGACAUUGAGGAUCAAGGUCCGCGACGUCGGAGGGAACACCGUCGUGUUCCAAGUACUGUGGCUAUCGAGGAAGUAAAGGCCGCAGCAGCAAAAGGAGAAGCACCUCCUGGACUCCCAUUGAAGGGGGCUGGUCAGGAUUCAUCAGAUGCACAGCCUAGGGUAAAUGGUGCUACUCCCAAGGCUAGUGAUGCCUUGUCUGGUGAACUUUGGGAAGUGAAAAAAGAAAGAAUACGCAAAGCUUCAGUCUAUGGAAAAUUACCUGGUUGGGACUUGCGUUCUGUAAUCGUGAAGAGUGGUGAUGAUUGUAGGCAGGAACACCUUGCCGUGCAACUUAUCUCACACUUUUAUGAUAUAUUCCAAGAAGCUGGUCUCCCCCUGUGGUUGCGUCCUUAUGAAGUUUUGGUUACUUCUUCCUACACGGCUCUAAUUGAAACAAUUCCAGAUACAGCGUCCCUUCAUUCUAUCAAAAGUAGAUAUCCUAACAUCUCAAGCCUACGUGAUUUCUUCGUCGCCAAGUACCAAGAAAAUUCUCCAAGUUUUAAGCUUGCCCAGAGAAAUUUUGUUGAGAGUAUGGCUGGAUAUUCCCUCGUGUGUUACCUUCUACAGGUGAAGGAUCGGCACAAUGGAAACCUCUUAAUGGAUGAAGAAGGUCAUAUUAUCCAUAUUGAUUUUGGGUUUAUGCUUUCUAACUCACCCGGUGGAGUUAAUUUUGAAAGUGCACCGUUUAAGUUAACUCGCGAACUUCUUGAGGUGAUGGAUUCUGAUGCUGAGGGAGUUCCGAGUGAGUUCUUUGAUUAUUUUAAGGUUUUAUGCAUUCAAGGCUUCCUCACAUGUCGAAAGCAUGCAGAGCGAAUUAUUCUUCUUGUUGAGAUGUUGCAGGAUUCUGGUUUCCCAUGCUUUAAAGGUGGUCCACGUACAAUACAAAACCUAAGGAAGCGGUUCCAUCUUAGUUUAACAGAAGAGCAAUGUGUGUCCUUGGUGCUUUCCCUGAUUAGCAGCAGCUUGGAUGCAUGGCGGACACGGCAGUAUGAUUAUUACCAAAGGGUUUUGAAUGGAAUAUUGUGAAGUUUGAUAAAAUUUGUGAUCACGCGAUUCUCUUUGGAAAAGAGCUGGCUCAGUGACUAGAUCAACUAGUUUUGUGUACAUGCAAGUUAUUGUGUUGCUAGUGGAGUCGGUUCACUGUGUAUGGCUUUGAGAGACUAAUGGAGGCAAAAAAGGAUUGCUGAUGGUGAUUCGUGGCCUGUUUUUCUCACCGUGAGGAAUUUGUAAUUGUAUCAGGCUAUCGGCGGAAACUCUUUGGAAAGCAACAGGCUAAAUUUACUUCAGCUGGGUUUUUGGUUUAUAUUUUCUCCUUGUUUCAUGUAAUAUGGACUCUUUUGCCUGGUUGGAAAUUUACUUGCAGGAGAUUCCUGACCUCCUACCAUCGUCAGGCAAAAAACAUUGUACAGAGUGAUUCUGAUCUAGAGGACAGACCGAAAAUGCAACGGCUAGGAAGCUAUCUGUUAAAUUGGUUGUGUUGUCCCAAGGAGCCAAGAAUUGGUGGUUUCAUAUCUCUCUCAUUCUGUCGUCGGAAAUUCGAAAUCAGAAGUUGGCAUUUGUUCCUACUGAUCUGUCUUCCAGGAGUCUUGAUUCUUCCAUAACGUACGUCGUCAUAGUGAAAUUCUUUAAAAUUAAUGUAUGAUUGUAUCUCUUGUAUUAUUGAUCCCGAUUUAUAUGCGAAAUUUUGAUUUGAAUAUCGUUGAGUGAGCAGUUUU